AUGCCGGAUCCGCCGUGCCUAGUGCCUAGGCCUAUUGAUCGACCGAUAUCUAUUCGUGCCGUAGCCGCUAUAGGGCCCUAUCCUCGUCUACCCUUAAGUAAUACUAACUUACGCCUACCUAAGAUCUUCUCGAAUAACGCUUCCGACUCUAAUUCCUCUACUAUACCUAGCGUCUUCGAUUUAAGUAGCGAAUCCGAAUCCGAGUCUAAAGAUAAGUCCGAAGAUAAGCUAGCUUUAGAAGAUAAAGAGAAAAUAAAACGAGGUAGUAAGAUUACCGGCUUCGCGGAAGUCGCGAAGCUAUAUUAUCUCCGAUAUAGCGUAACCCUAUCGGCUUAA
Penicillium hordei is the source of this 336-nucleotide messenger RNA. RefSeq lists its product as uncharacterized. The transcript is spliced from 5 exons. NCBI's taxonomy places the organism in Eukaryota, Fungi, Ascomycota, Eurotiomycetes, Eurotiales, Aspergillaceae. The record is from RefSeq and is a predicted model, not a curated record. Bases 1 to 336 code for a protein of 111 amino acids.